AUGGCGGGAGAAGAUCGCCGAUUCAGAGAAUGCAGCUCAGAAGAAGCUCUUGCAGUCACAACGUUGUCGUCAGUAUUCCCUCAAGAAAUCCUUCAUCCCUUCCCUGACGACGACGACAAUGAUGAUGAUGAACCAUUGCCAUAUUUUAGCAGUGCAAACGUCAAAUUAUUCGAUGGCAACGGCCGAGCCUGUGGAAUCGAAGAAGUGGAGCAAGGUGUGAUUGUGCGGAUGUCUGGUGUCUUGCGAGAGUACAAUGCCACCACAACGAGCGCCACGGACGGUUUCCCUCUCGAGCAGUCUGGCGAAAUCAUAGAAUGGUUUAUACAUGGCCUUGAUUCUUCUGAGACUUUUUUAUGCGUGCAAACUCAGCACGGAAAUUACAAAAUCCUCUCGUUCGACAAAGAGACUGAACCAAGCGUCAAGAAGACUCUCGACAAGAUUUUCUGGACAAAUCACUUCUUAAGAUCAUUGAUCGAUAAGAGCGGGGAAACUCUAGAAGAAAUUGUUAACAACUUCCAUCCCACAGGACCAAUGGCUCACCUGGUCACUAUGCCUACUCUGGAGGAUUUCAAAGAGAACGCUCCAUUUAUCUUUCGUCAUGUUGAGAGAUACGCGCUGGACAAAAAUGAAGAUGGCAGCGAUGAUUAUUAUCUGCUGGAAAGGAGCAGCUUUCAGGAAUUUUGCGUCUUGGCUGAAAUAGAGUUGAAACCAAAAGGCAAGAAGGAAGCACCAAUGGGCACCAAACUCACCAACACUCCAUUGGUCCGAGAGGUUUUCUCGAUGGCGUUUGAAUACAUGAAAGAUUUUAAAGAUAUGCCUGAAGAGCAAGAGGAAGUUUUUGACAAAGUGAGCAACGAAAACAGAGACUGCUCCUUGAAGUUCCAAGGCAUUGUUUCGUUUAUUCACGAAACGCCGCUUCGAGUUGAAGAAAGAAUGCUAAAAGCCCCUUAUGUUGGACUUAUCAUCUACCAAGAUGAGGAUGUCUACCAUGUCCAGGUGCUCAUGAGAAGCUCAGAAUCAUAUUUGAAAGGAUUUGCACAGAAAAAUGAGUAUUUUGGGACGAAUGUGUGUUUGGAUGUCCAUGAAUCACAAAUAUGGGGACAGCCACAGAUUCAACACAAAUCGGAUUGCGACGAAAAUAGUAGCACAAAUGGAACAAGUUUCUACCAGAUGAGACUUGAUGAUAAGAGCGGCGCUUUCACAAGUCUGGGACCGACAAUCGGCAAUUCAUGUGACUUGUGUGAAAAGAAGGAAAAGACAAGAUAUGAGCAGUUGGUCCAGAUGGACGAGAACAACUUUUCCUUCGAGUAUAGAGGAAACUCUUACUGCAUUGGCUCAUUUGCUUUCACUACCAGACUUGUGCCUCCCAUCCCUGACCCAUUGCCAGCCUUGAAGCAUUGUUACGACCCUAUUGUUUGUCCCGAGUGGUACCGAGUUGCCAAAAGUCAGACUUUGGAGACAAAACAUUAUGUCCUGGGCGUGUGUCAAAUAUUGGAAAUCUCAGCAGGCACAGCAGCCACAAGUGAUGCUAAAGAUGUUAGACUGAAAGUUAGGGUCUAUCGAAGGCCGAGUGACACUCGAUUGCCUUUUCGAGAUCAAACUUGUCCUCACGAGUUGUACCACACAGACGAGGUUCAAGAAAUAUCAGCAAGUGAGAUCAUCGGGCCAGCUUAUGUGGCUUACGAAAAACGUUUGACUACAGAAAGACAUAAGUGGAUUCAGGCCGGUGACAACAGAUUUUGCUUCUCUCAAAAGUACUCGUUGGGCUCCAACAAGCUUUCUGACGUUCCCCACGAAGCUAGGAAUUGCAUCGGCCACAUGGACCCAAAGACAAAGAAUCCCGUUGAACCACCGAUACACAAAGUGCCGGCUGAGAAGCUAAAAACGAUGGAUUUGUUUGCUGGCUGUGGAGGUCUCUCGCUUGGUUUACACGAGGCAGGCUUGUGUGAGAGCAAAUGGGCUGUCGAGUGCGACGAACAUGCCGCCCAAGCCUAUAGCAAAAACUUCAAAGACGCGACAGUUUACGUUGAUGAUGUGAAUUUGGUGUUAGCCAACAUGAUGGAGGAGAAGAAUCAAAAUAACAAAGGACAGGCUUACGCCAAAAAGGGUGAGGUGGGCAUGGUUAUAGGAGGGCCACCCUGCCAAGGGUUUUCUGUGAUGAAUCGGUACCCCCAAGGCGAAGCAGCAUUGUUUAAGAAUUCUUCGGUGUCUACUUUCUGCAGCGCCAUUGACAUUUUGAAGCCAAAGUUCUUUAUUUUUGAAAACGUCAAGAACUUUGCCUUCGCUCACAAGGGUUCAUAUCUGAAAACCGUCAUCGCCUGCUGCCUGAGGAUGGGUUAUCAAGUGCGAUUUGGAAUCCUGCAAGCAGGCGCAUAUGGAGUGCCGCAAGCUCGCCAAAGGAUCAUCAUCCUUGGGGCUCUCCCUGGCAACAAGCUGCCUGAUCUCCCCAAAAUCACUCACGUUUUCAACCAAAGAUCGCAGUCUCUUGUCCUUGAUGGCCAGCUGAUCGACGAUGGAACCGCCAUUAUUGGCCAAAACUGCCGAGACGCACCAAUUAGAACCAUAAAUGUGUUCGACGCAAUAUCCGACCUCCCAGACAUCGAAAGCAAAGGGAAAGAGUCGAGCAAUGACAAAUACUCGCUCUGCAAAACCAUCUUCCAAGAACAAGCUCGAGAGCAUUCAAAGCAACUGACCGAACACACAGUUAAACGCUUGUCACCUCUCAACGCACUUAGAGUGAGGUUGAUUGCGAGUGGUGACGACUGGAGGUCCUGGCCAAACAUCCAAACUUGCUUGCCAGAUCGUUCAAAAGUAGAGCGACUCAAAUACUUGAAAGGCGAAAAUAGCACCAAAGUUUGCACUUGCCAGUUGAAGCCAAAUAACAGGAAGAAAAAUCCUGCAUGUGGAAAAUGUAAAAAACACAAGAAGACCAUCAUUUUGAGGUUCCUCCCUCUCUCAGCAGACAGGCAUGCACAAUGGCCUGGAGUGUUCGGAAGACCAAAUAUUUUUGGGCCAUUCAAAACGACUGUGACCUCUCCGGUGCCGAGCGGGAUGCAGGGCACAGUGGUGCAUCCAACGUACCACAGGUGCUUUUCAGUGCGUGAACACGCCCGUUCUCAGGGUUUUCCAGACCACUUUGAGUUCAGUGGAGCUCUGGAAGACAAAUACUGCCAGAUUGGCAAUGCAGUUCCUCCACCUUUGGCUAAGAGGAUUGGAAUGUGUUUCCCGUGA
This is a messenger RNA of Neocloeon triangulifer, 3231 nucleotides long. RefSeq names its product DNA (cytosine-5)-methyltransferase PliMCI-like. Bases 1 to 3231 code for a protein of 1076 amino acids. Gene Ontology annotation, molecular function: chromatin binding; DNA (cytosine-5-)-methyltransferase activity. The transcript has 20 exons. The record is from RefSeq and is a predicted model, not a curated record. Gene Ontology annotation, cellular component: nucleus. Lineage: Eukaryota; Metazoa; Arthropoda; Insecta; Ephemeroptera; Baetidae.